AUCUUAGUUGAAAAAAAAAAAUCUGUUUUUUAAAGCAUAUUUUUCACUUCUCCGUUAUUCCGGUAAGUUUCAAGCGAAAUUGACUUUGGGGUGUUUAGCGAUCCAGAAUAAAGGUGGCCUUUUGCCCGGGCCACCGUUCGUUCAAGAACCGCCACUGUCCAUUACAACUACAGCCUAUCUCAGUCUUAAUAAGGCAGGUGGUGAUCAUAGCGCAGAAAAAAAGCAGGCCAUUGUAAAAUUAAAUGCCACGGUGAGUGCUAAUCCUUCUCCUGUCACUUGAGGAGGUCACAGUCAAUCAAAGUGUUGCUUUUGUUUUCUUUGUGUUCCAGUUGAAACUUUGUGUUGCAACAGAGGGACAGUGAGAAUAAUAGUGCUGGUGGCGCGGUGGAUCACUUACUUCUACGCUUCAAAGCCUCAAGGGAGUUGGCUAGAGAUUGCUUUCUUUGAUAAGGUCCUGGCAGACUACUUGGUGCUUCCCCGUGUGUAAAAGUUUUCAUUAAACCCUCAGAAACGUGUCACUGACAAACUCUGAUGGUGGGAUCGAAGUUGUAUGGAAAACAGAUUAAUGUAUUAAUAAUAGUUAUAGUGAGUGUUGUUAUUUUGCCCCGCCGUUGGUUAAUCGUCGCUUUAUUUCGCUUAUAAGUGUGAAGACAGGGUGCCGCGUGCUUUUUUUUUUAUGUCUCUUCCGGGACCAGGCCAGCGGUUCUUCACUUUGAAGUCCGCACUUAAACCUUUAGCCCAGUUGUUGGUGCAGAAACAGCCGGGAGGAUUUCAACCGCCUGCCAUGACUUCUUGAAACAACUACCUGCGGAGACAAAAAAGACGGAUAGGCGCGAGGGGGGCCGGCAAAAAAGAAAAAAAAAAAGAAUAUAUAAAAAAAUAGUUUUAUUUUAUUUUUGGCUGAAUCAAACUUCUAUGCGAGGGAUGGGACAGGGAGCGAAGCCAAGACUGCUUGUUACGGACCGUACUUACUUGACUUCUACGUGCUCUAAUCAGAGCGGCAACAUGGAUGAGUGAAGAGGAGCUGAGAAGCUCCCCCGCUGCUCUUAGAGAGUGAGUGAGGAGUAUUUCUUUCUUUUUUUUUCCUUUUUUUGGGGAGGAGGGGUGGUGGUGGAGGAGGGGGGGAGCUUGGAAGCUGGAGCGGAGGCACCACGGCGGCACUCUCACACAGGCAGCCGGAGCCAUGAGCAGGGCGCUCACGGAGCACAUCAGCGGUAGCUUCCGAGAAGAUGCUCCUCGUCCUCCGGUGCCGGGGGAGGAGGGAGAGGCGUCAUGCUACAACCCGAGCAGAUCAGGCAAAAUGAGAGCCCAGAGCAAAGUUAAAGACCUCCCCGCCGCUCUCGUCGGCUCCACGCCGCGCAGGAACGAGGAUGGACUCGGGGAGCCGGAGGGCAGCGCGUCCCCGGACUCGCCGCUGGUCCGGUGGACCAAGUCGCUGCAUUUCCUCCUGGGCGACCUGGACGGCGCUCACCUGUUCAGGACCUUCUUGGAGCGCGAGCGCUGCGUCGACACCCUGGACUUCUGGUUCGCCUGCAACGGCUUCCGGCAGAUGGACUUAAAGGAUACCAAAACGCCGCGCGUCGCCAAAGUGAUCUUCAAGCGGUACGUGGAGAACAACAGCGUGGUGGCCAAGCAGCUGAAGCCGGCCACCAAGACCUUCAUACGGGAUAGUAUCAAGAAGCAGCAGAUAGACUCGGCCAUGUUCGACCAGGCGCAGACGGAGAUCCAGUCCCACAUGGAGGAGAACGCGUACCAGAUGUUCCUGACCUCUGACAUAUACCUCGAAUACGUGCGCACCGGCUGCGAGAACGCCGCCUACAUGAGCCACGGCGGGCUGGGCAGCCUCAAGCUGAUGUGCGGCUACCUUCCUCCCCUCAUGGAGGAAGAGGAGUGGAGUUGCAGCGAGCUGAAGGCGAAGGCGCUGGGCUCCGUGGUGGGACUGUCCGCAAAGAACCUGAGGGCCACCGCCACCAUCCGGACUGCAGCCGAGGUGCUGGAGAAGACCUACAGGUCCCACCGACGAGGAGACCCCGCCAGCCCGUACUUCGUCAACUCCGGCUACGUUUUCGCCCCCGCCACCAGUGCCAACGACAGCGAGAUCUCCAGCGAUGCAGCGACGGAUGACUCCUUGUCGAUGACCGACAGCAGUGUAGAUGGAGUCCCUCCUUACAAGAUGGGCACCAAGAAGCAGCUCCAACGAGAGAUGCAUCGUAACGUUAAGCUCAAUGGCCAGGUUACGCUACCGCACUUUCCUAGGACACACCGGCUGCCUAAGGAGAUGACCCCAGUGGAGCCCUCAGCCUUUGCCGCCCAGCUCAUCGCCAAACUUGAGAAGCUGAAGCGAGAGCAGGACACCAUGAGCUCACUGGAGGAGAGGCUGCAGCAAAUCCAGGAGGAGGACGAAAGAGAGGAGAGCAACGACCUCAGCAGCGGCAGCUCCCUCCACCACCCCCUGCUCCCGUCGGCGAGCCAGGGCGAGGAAGACCCCCAGGCCAUCCUAGAUGAGCACCUUUCCCGUGUCCUGAAGACACCCGGCUGCCAGUCGCCCGGCGUGGUCCGGCACUCGCCGCGUUCGCGCUCCCCAGAUCAGACGGGCGUUCUGGUGUCCUCCGGCCACGGAGCCCUUUUCGGUGCUUUUCACGGACCCGCUAAGGUUCUGAUGACAGGCAGGCAGUCCACCAAGCACAUCCACCACCACUACAUCCACCAUCACCACGCUGGGCCCAAGACCAAGGAGCAGAUAGAGAAUGAAGCGGCUCAGCGCGUGCAGUGCCUCUGCCCUCAAGGGGGCGCCAAUUACUCCGACUUCACACCUGCUUGCUGCAGCACUUUGACCAGACGACCAGUGAAGGCCUCCGAUGAGGGUGCACCGUCUUCACCAUGCCUUCCCAUGGUUUCCACCGACCGCUCUCAGAAUGUCUGGCAGUGGAUCCUGGAGAGCGAGAGGCAGGGCAAGCACAAGCCACACAGCACUCAAGGCCUAAAGAAGCCCAGUCCUCUCGACUCCAAGAUCCUGCCUGCUAGGACCAACACCUGGGGUGGAGCUGGCACCUGCAAUGGGAGUCACCUCCGCGGCCAUCACCCAGGCCAUCCUUUCAUCCAGGAUCCCGCUAUGCCGCCCUUACCCCCUCCCAACACCCUGGCACAGCUCGAGGAGGCCCGUCGCAGACUGGAAGAAGUUUCCAAGCCGCCAAAGCAGAGGCAUUCAACAGCAUCCGGCAGCCUUCAGAGAGACAGGAGCCACCCACCUGCUGGAACUGGUGCAGGCACUUCUCAAACUAACCCUGAAGAGUCUAAGGAGCUGGUUGUAACAUACUUUUUCUGUGGCGAGGAAAUUCCUUAUCGCAGCAUGAUGAAGACCCACUGCCUCACCUUGGGUCACUUCAAAGAACAGCUCAGCAAGAAAGGCAACUACCGGUACUACUUCAAGAAAGCGAGCGAUGAGUUUGAGUGCGGAGCAGUGUUUGAGGAAGUGUGGGAAGAUGCCUCUGUGCUGCCCAUGUACGAGGGCAAGGUCCUGGGCAAAGUGGAGAGGAUGGACUAAAAAAAAAAAAACAACAACAACACAAACAACCAGUGCCCUUUCCCCACCAAACCACAAGCUAAGCUUUCCCUAAAGAACUUGAGCAAUGGACUCAGAACAGAAAACAAACAAAACAAACUCUGGACUUCUUUUUUUUUUUUUUAAAACCUAUUUGUUCUUAUUAAGCUAAACAGAGUUAAUAUAUCCAGCACAAGAAAAAGCGAUUGAAGGAAGACGAGCCAAUGAAGUAUGCCGAACUCAGAGGAGGAGCCGCCCCCUCCCUGACUCUCUCAGCCAAUCAGCCUUAGAACACACAAGGGAACGCAACUUUGAAGACCAACGCAAGAGUCGGAGGCCAGGCGGGAGGAGCGACCCCGACUCCUCUUGGACAUAACCACUGAAGAUACGGAUGACCGUUGUGUUGUGAUGUGACGGCGGACUGAUGGUGUCCUGUGCAGAGGGCUAAGCAGGCGCUGACAGAAACGCCCAUACGUGUGCAUAUACAUACAUGCAUAUUUAUGUAUAUAUACAUGUAUUAUAUAUAUAUAGAUGCUUUUUUUUGUCUUGAGUUUAAAGUUUUUAUUUAGUAUUUAUUAAAAACAACCCUUCCCUACCAUGUCUUAAACCUGUGACCCCGCCCCCUUCCCCCCCCCCCCCCCCCCCCUGUUUCCAGCCAAUGAUCAAGCUGCUUUGAAUGUUGGGAGAAUACUGUGGCAAUGCUGUUUCAUGUUUUGUCCAUUUUUUUUUUAUGUUCCACAAAAAGUCGUCACACUAGCCUUGGUGCCACUUCCGACCCAAAACGACGACCUGAGCGUGGGUCCAGUCCAAAGCUUCGUUAUGCUAAUGGUCGAUCCCAGUUUUAUAUGCUGCUGAUAGUUUGUUCAAAGUUGUCACACUAGGAUCUCCCAGCGCUCAUCGUCUCUCUCCCUACUCCUCCCUGUCUUUUCCCUCUUUAGCGACAGAGCGCAAUCUUUUUUUUUUUUUUUGUGCCUUUGUUUGUAAACCAGGCAUUGCACAGGGAUGGGAAAUAAAGAGGGGAUGGGGUGGGCAGAUUCACACAGAGAGAAUGCCUAAUAAAGACAGUGUUUACAGCCCGCACACCGAAAUAACUCAUGCUAACAAGAAUCAGUUUGGGUCACUAAGUCAGCUGGUGUGUGCCGAAAGGAGAGAAAAAAAAAAAAACAGCAAAAAAAAAAAAAAAAAA
Molecule: messenger RNA, 4727 nt
Organism: Fundulus heteroclitus (mummichog)
Lineage: Eukaryota; Metazoa; Chordata; Actinopteri; Cyprinodontiformes; Fundulidae
Product: axin-2
Exons: 11
Coding region: 1184-3544 (786 amino acids)
Biological process (GO): negative regulation of canonical Wnt signaling pathway
Source: RefSeq, a predicted model, not a curated record